GUCGAUAUCGAUUUCACAUGGCUAGCCAGGUCUCUAUCUCACGAGUGUCAUGCUGCCAUGACAUACGAACAUACAUGCAUCUCUAUCCAUUCUUCCUCCGUUCAUUUCAUAUGGCUGCCUUACUUGCCUCUCUCUCUCUCGCGCACCCUGUGCCAGCUUGUCUGACUGACGUCGUCACGAAGGCAUGCGUUGUCGAAAAGAUCAGCAGUAAAGUACAAAGUAUAUAGGCAGGUAGCUACACACGCACGUGCACUCAUACGUAUGUAUGUACGCGGCAGACAGGCAGGCAGGCAGGCACCUGUUGGCAGGCACCUGUUAGGCAAAUCUACGUUACGCACCGAUCAUGCAAAGUAACUUAUCCAACUUAACCGAACGAGGGCUCUUCGCAAUCUCAAACGAACGGGGAGAAACUGCCGCAAACCAAACAAACUCAUGUGGCCUCCCUCUGCCUCCUUCCCUCCCUGCCUCCCUCACCUAGUCAGUCAGUCGGUCAUCCAGCCUCCUCCAGGCCUGGGCGGCCUGACGAGGGCGUACACCUCUAUCUCAUCGCAUAUGAAGUCGAACCCAUCAUCCACCAGGCAGUAGACCUCCUCGCCAUGCUUCUCGUGACGCUCGCUCCACUCCUCCGGCCAGUCGCCCGGCCGCUCGCCACCCAGCAACACCGCCUGGCACCUUGCCAGAGACCGAUGGGCCGCAUCCGACCCCUGUCCGCCGCCACCACCACCGGUUGCUGCCGCCGCUGCUGGUGGUGGUGGCGCAGCGUCCCCCCUCUUGACCCCGAGUGAGAGGGAGUUGCCGCAGAGGUUGAGGAGGCACUCGAGGCCCUCUUCCUCGGCCACCUGGAAGUCGGACACGCCGUUGAUGCGGCCUUUGAGGUCAGCGAGGUAGACGUAGGCGUACGGACGGUCGGCCUCGCCCAGCAGACCCGUCUGGGGGCGGUCCUCAGUGCCCUCGAGCUUCCACCACCUACACAGACAGCACACGCAUGACGCGCACGAAGCAAUCACGCCUAGCUGGGUGCACCAUAUGGUCGCAUGGUGUACCAGUGGCGUGUUGCGAUGGUGGUCUCUUCGGUGUCCUGCUCCUCGUUGCCCACUGACCUCGGCCCGUCGAUGCGGAGCUCCUCCUCAAUCAGCACUGCCAGCAGCUCCUGGGUCUCGGCAGCACGCAACAGCAGCAGCAAAGGGCCGUGGCCGCGGAUGCAGUCCAAGAAAUCCAAGUAACGCCAGCCGUGGAGCGACGCCCUGCACAGAGAGUGGAAGCACCCACCCACCCACAAGUGACAGAUCAGACAGCACGCAUCCCCCAUCCCCGGUUGCGUACUUGUAUACUCUCUUGAGCGGUCCCCCUAGCCUCACAGGCAGCGAUGGCGAGAGGGGCCGGUCCCUCAGCUCCCUCACGUCCCUCAGCGAUGCAGCCAUCAGCUGCAGGUGGGCGUCGGUGAGCAGCCCGUCGGUGGGGCCGAAGAGCUGCUCCUCAUCGACGCCAUACAUGCCGAGCACCCGCCUGAACCCCUCCCUCUCGCUCUCGGGGAUGGGGAGUCGCUCCUCCCCCGUCGGCAUGGCCCCGGUGAUCCGCUGCCGCCUUACGAUGUCAACGACACGCCUAACGUGCUCCACUGACGCAACAUACACCUGACACAAACACACAGCAGCAAACGAAACGGCAUACUGAGGAUCGCUGUAGUGUGUAGGAUGAGGUGCUCUUGUGUGUGUCACGGGCCCACCUCAUUCUGCCACUUGCAGAAGCGAUUGAAGAGGGGUGAGUCGUCACCCAGGUGGCUGGCCGUGGCGAGCGAUGUGGCUAUCUUGGUGCCGAGCACAUCGAUCUCUACCACUCGGUCCUCCUCUCCCCCGUGCAGCCGCGACCUCAGGAACGGCUCGAGCGCCUGCAUCCUCUGCUCGAGAGCCGUCCUCUGCGCCACCACGUCCUGCAGGGCCGCCUGCAGGUCACUCACCUUCCCGACCGUCUUCUCCGUGCUCUUCGGGUGCACACUGAGGGCCGGCGAGGGGUUCGUGCCACCACCUCCCGCAUCCGGCGUGGCCAUCUCGCCCGGGUCAGACACAGAAGGCUCUAGCUCCAUAUUGCCCGCCGCUGCCGCCGCCGCCGCCGGCGACGGUGCGGGCUGCUGUGCGUUCUCGUCGGGGGUGGUGAUGGCGGUGCUGCGGGGUUUCUUGGCCGAGGGGUCGUACAGCAGCAGCCGCACGUACGCCGAGAAGCUGGGGUCGGUCUGUCGGUCGUCGGGCAGCGAGAUGUGGUCGAUGUCGCCGUCCUGGAGCAGCAGCAUCUGGCCCACAAUCCAGUGGAACGCCGGCGGGUACAUCUCCACAAACAGCCGGUUCUGGGCGUCGCGGAGCAGAGCCUGGUCCCACCGGCCGCAGAAUAGCUCGCUGAGGACCGUCCCGCAGAGGAGACAGAGUGUCUGCCGCUUCACCUUGACGUACUCGCCCCCAACGUUCAGCUCCAACACUUGCAUGUCCACUGCAUCCGACGCCACGAACUCGGGAUUACCGUUCAACUCAGUGAUUCGCUGCGACACGACAGGCACAAGCAAGACAUUGAUUCAUCAGCCCUUCGCCCAGCGGUUGCCAGCCGCGGUCAAGGCAUGCACCCAUCCCAUUUGCGACUUCGGUCGUGUGGCUGACCUGUGUGAUAGAUGCCUUGAAAGCCUCGAGGUCCACCCUGAUGCUGUCUAGACAGUCGAAGGCCACAUCGAGGGACUGCUCGAAGCUCUUUCUCCCCUUGUCAGACUCAGCUGCACCCUCGGGCGUCUUGCGCUUCUUCUGACCUCCUCCUUCGGCAUUCCCACAUGCAGCGGCCGCAGCGGCCGGUUGGGACAUGUUGCCCUCUCGAGGCCUUCCUGAGCCUUAGCGUAGCAUCCUCUUUUAUCGACACAGCGCAGAAGGCCGUCAAAAGCGCUC
Messenger RNA from Vitrella brassicaformis, 2921 nucleotides. NCBI's taxonomy places the organism in Eukaryota, Vitrellaceae. The record is from the annotation of a GenBank genome assembly.